Molecule: messenger RNA, 1978 nt
Organism: Homalodisca vitripennis (glassy-winged sharpshooter)
Lineage: Eukaryota; Metazoa; Arthropoda; Insecta; Hemiptera; Cicadellidae
Product: serine/threonine-protein kinase RIO1-like
Exons: 10
Coding region: 218-1897 (559 amino acids)
Biological process (GO): maturation of SSU-rRNA
Cellular component (GO): cytosol; preribosome, small subunit precursor
Molecular function (GO): protein serine/threonine kinase activity; ATP binding
Source: RefSeq, a predicted model, not a curated record
GUAUCUUGACCUGUGCAGCAGCAGCGGUUCGAUUCCACCAUUCCGCAAGCCGGAUAGCGGAAACGUUUGCACCACACUUUGUCAUUUGACUGAGUGAGAGGGUUAUAUUUACAAAACACACGUGUUAGGUUUUCAAGUCAAGUGCUAGUAGUAGUACCAGUACAUCUCAUAGUCAACAGAUAGGUUGUGUCUUUGUGUGUCUGUUUAGUGUAGAAAAAUGGCUGAUGUGAUUGAAGGGCAAUUUAGUGAUGCCGAAGAAAAUGACAAAGUAGAAUUCAUCAGUAUAGAGGGCAAGAAGAAACAAGUGCAGUUCCAAAUAGCAGACAAGUUUAGAAACCUCACUAUUUGUAACCCUUUCUCGGAUCAAGAGGAUUACGAAUCGGAAAGCGAGAAUGACGAUGAAUAUUAUAGAGAUAUCUAUGAUAAUGAAGGACCAGAACACCACCGUAAGAACAACGAAAACUUUAAGCGUGGCAGUUCAAAUGCACAGGUGAGCAGUAACAAAGUGUCAAACUACCAGCCAGCAGAUAAACUGUUCAAGAAAUAUGUCAACAAGAUCAAUGUUGAUCGAUAUGAGGGUCCCCCACUCCCAAUACAUGUGGCCAACCGGGUCAUGGAGACCGAGAAGAAAGUUGAGGCCGAGAGGAUCAGACUGAAGGAUAAACACGACCGAGCCACUGCAGAGCAGGUAAUGGAUCCCCGCACUCGUAUGAUCCUGUUCAAGCUGCUUAAUCGUGGUGUUAUUUCGGAGAUUAAUGGCUGCAUCUCCACGGGGAAGGAGGCCAAUGUAUACCAUGCCACCGCAAUUAUUAAAGAUGGCGUUACAAAGGACGUCGCCAUCAAAAUAUACAAGACAUCAAUUCUGAUUUUCAAAGACAGGGACAAAUAUGUGUCUGGCGAAUUUAGGUUUCGGCACGGUUACUGCCGUCACAACCCACGGAAAAUGGUGCGAACUUGGGCAGAGAAAGAGAUGCGCAACUUGACACGCAUGUACACAGCAAAACUGGCGGUUCCGGAACCUAUGCUGUUGCGCUCACACGUUCUACUCAUGGAAUUUCUCGGCAAGGAUGGCUGGCCCUCGCCAAAAUUGAAGGAUGCUGAGUUGUCACAGAGCAAGGCCUGCAAGCUCUACCGGGACUGUGUAGUUAUGAUGUGGACAAUGUACAACAAGUGUAAGUUGGUACAUGCUGACCUCAGUGAAUAUAAUCUCCUAUAUCAUAAUGGCCAAAUCUACGUGAUCGAUGUUUCACAGUCUGUUGAGCAUGACCACGUGCACUCCACUGAGUUUCUACGCAAAGACUGUACUAACAUUACAGAAUUCUUCCGACGGAACCAGGUGGCCACGAUGACAGUAAGGGAACUAUUUGACUUUGUGACAGACCCAACUAUCACAGACAAGAACAUGGAGGAUUGUCUGGACAGACUCUCGGAGCUGGCUGCUUCCCGGGAACUGGAACCCUCAGAGGAGGAGAAGGUUUCAGAGGAAGUCUUCAAGAGUGCUUAUAUCCCUCAGAGUCUCACAGAGGUGAUAGAUUUUGAAAGGGACAUAACGCGAGUGAAGGCGGACCCGGAGGGCAAGGCUUUAGAGGACCUGACCUAUCGGACUCUACUGGGAAUGGGCCAGGACUUAACACCCCAGACAACCCCUGCACUCCUGGCGGAUUGUAAUGGUAAGACUGGUGGAACGAGCAAUGAUGAGGAGGAGGAGGAGGAGGAGGAGGAGGAGGAAGAAGAAGGAAGCAAGUUUGUCAGCUGUGCCCGACCCAGAGACGAGUCUCCAAACAGCAAAAAGGCAAGAAAGAAAGCAGUCAAGGAACAGCAGGCAGAAAAGAGAAAAACUAAGAUGCCAAAGCAUGUCAAGAAAAGGCAUGAGAAAGUAAAAAAGGCUGCAAAGUAAUUUUGUUCCGAAAUUUAACGUUGUUAUGUACAUAACAUAUAUUUAUACAAGUUUGUAUUAUACAUUUUGAAUUUUAUUAAA